UGUCACACACAGCACACUACUGGACUACACAUACUAGUCAUAGGGUCUAAUCAGCUUUAUUCGCUUCAAUCCAUUUUGCGUUGUUUACUUUUAGUAAUCCGCAAAUUCUUAGCCCUGACAGGCUCCCCAAUGAAGUUUCUCUGGUUUCGAUGUGACAUUAUUAUUCCUUCAACUGCAUUAGCAGUAUUUGUAGUUCUGUUAGCUUUGCUUGGAUUUAUCAUUAAGAAAGAACUUGAAGGUUCUGAAAAUACGGAAAGACAUUGCAGCAUGGCAGAGGAAGCCCUAACAAGUCAUGAGAAGUUUAAGUCAGAGGGCCAUACUGCUUUUGUUUUAGGAUAUACUGGAGAAGUUGGGAAAGUUUUAGUGGAGGAGCUGAAUGAUUUAAAGCUCUUCAAGAAAGUUGUUCUUAUUGGACGUCGACAAAUUCCUCUCAAUCUUGGACCAGAAUUUGAACAAAAAGUGAUUGAUUUUGAAAACAUUGAUGAACAUAAAGAUGUCUUUGAAAACCUUGACAUUGGAUUCUGUUGCUUGGGAACAACACGAGCCAAAUCUGGAGUGCAAGGUUUCAUCAGAGUAGACCAUGACUAUGUUCUUCUGGCUGCUGAAAUAGCAAAAGCUCAAGGCUGUAAACAUUUUUCAUUGGUAUCAUCCCAGGGUGCGGACAAAAAUAGUAGCUUUCUGUAUCCCAGAACAAAGGGCCAAGUUGAAGAAGCGCUAAAAGUGAUGCAUUUCAAUAGAUUAUCAAUAUACAGACCAGGUGUCCUUAUGUGUGAUCGCCAGGAGAGUCGUCCAAUGGAAGCAGCAGUCAGGGUCGUUCUUAAGCCAUUGUCCUACUUUUUCCCAACUGCCAUCACAACUCCGGUGCAGAUUAUGGCUAGGGCAAUGAUCAACAAUGCCAUAUCUUCAACAAACAUUUCAACUGAACUCUAUGACAACAAAGCCAUUCAUCAGCUGUCUGGUAUUUCCAAAGGAUGCAGCAAUCUGAAAAGGAGUUUGUCCGCUCCAGAGAGCACUAAGACUAAGUAGCCUUUUCAUCUUGUUACUUUCAGAAGCCAAUAACAUGAGGGAGUGCUCUGCAUAUUUAAAGUACAUUCUGUAUUGAGUGCUUCUGAUUAACUACGACUGCACAAGUCAUUCCAUUCAUUACUCUAUUUUUUAUUUUACAAAUAUUUGUACUUUCUGUGUUAUGGACAUGAAAUUAUAGCUCAACUCUAAUGAAUUACUUUAUAAGUGCAGUUGAAACUUGCUCAUCAAUUUAUCAAGUUUUCUUGAUGGGGACAGCAGGAGGUAGUAAUUUGGCAAAGACUUCUCUAUGUAUUUAGAAGAACAUUGGGGACUGUAACGGGUGUGGAAAUAUUUAAUUAAGCAAGUCUGAACCAAAUUAGAUUAACUGCCACUUGACAUUUAUGAUGAUCAAACCAAUUUUUUUUUUUCACUUCCUAUUCUUUCAGUAGUUUCAAGCAGUUACUUACUGUAAAUUUUUAUUUAAAGGAAGUUCCAGCAAUUCUUUUUUAAACUGUUUUAAUUUUUUGUUUUUUAAAUUGUAACUUAUUUGUUUGAUAUUACACAAAAAAAAAGUGCUAAAUUACCCGCUUUGCCAAUAAUGAUUAACAUAGUAUUGUUAAACGUAUAUUAUGUUAUUAUUGUUCAUUAUGUUUGUGUAACUUAUAACUUCAGAAUGAUUUUGUAAAAAAAAAACAAAUGACAUGGGGCAAAAUAAAUAUAAAUUGAGCUUUAAACAAUUAUUUUUAUCUAACUGCACAGACAUCAUAAAUAUAAUAUAUUCAAUUAUAUGUGUAAUUAUUAUUUAUAUUUACAUAAACUGGCCUAUACAUUUUUAUAUGGUUUUAAAUAUUUUAUUAUGUAAUCCAGAGUUAUUAUCAGUGGACUAUAGCAGGCGAAUCCGAUGCCCUUGUUUGUUUUAUUAACUUGACUCAUUUAGUGUUCACAUUUCUUUUUAUAAAUUGACAAGAACAAAUCAGACUUUUGAAUCUUUGCUUUAUGAUGAGUUAGAACAUACUGUCUUGAAAGCAUCUUUAUAUUUGUUUAAAUAUGUAUAUAACUAUGUCUCACAAAUACAAGCCUUGAUUAUGCUUUUUUUUUUUUUUUUUUUGUUUUUUACAAAGUCUUUUGUGGGUGGAAACAGUCAUCUGGAUCACAUUUUCUAUCAUUUCUUGUACAUUUUUUUUUUUCCAUUUAUUUUAGUAAAUGCAUUUGUUGACUGUGUCAUGAGUUUAAAAAAAUCCACUUAUUAUGUGUAUCUUUGCUGUUUUCUUCUAGGUCACAUGUUCUUGUUUGUUGUUUUUUUUUUUUACAAGACUUGCAAUUGUUAUUGUUUUGUCUCUCAAGUUUAUUGUAAUAAACGAAAAAAUACUAUUGAAAUCUCAGAUAUCCUUGUUUAUAAAGUAUUAUAAAGAUUUUUCACCUUUUAUAUGCAAUAUCUAUUUUCUUCUAAUUUUCAGGAUGCUUAUGAAUAUCCAUACAUUUUGGAUUAUUUUAUGAAGAAAUAAAAACAAUGUAUUAGAACCGCUAAAGAUUUACUCUGGCUACUUAGACAUUAUUGUCAUUACUCUCUUACCUUUGUGACUUCUCCUCAGACCAGAAGGUUUGCUCACAAUGAACUAAUGCUGUGUUGCCACACUUUAUCCAGACUUAAUAAUUGGCAUGGCAUUUUGUCUCAUAAGGUUCAAAUGUAAACUUACCCUUAUUGAUAAAAUCUAUAAGCAAUAAUUAAUAUUUUAAGUGAAAUUUUUUAAAAACUACAGCCGUUAAAUUUUAAAAUAAAAAAGAGUGUUGUUUUUUUGUUUAUUUAACCAAUAUUAUUGAAUUUGAAUUAUAUCAUUUUUACUGGGCUGCAAACUUUUACUUCACCUUUUUUUUUUUUUAAAUCUGUCAAGGUCUUAUUUAGUUGUUUUUUGUUUGUUUAUUAAGUUGUAAAAGAAGUGGUUAAACAGGGUCAGUGAUUUAUUGCCCUUCAUGUGUUUAGCUUCUAAGGCAUGCAUUUUAUGUGCUAAUAUUGCUAAACAGUUUACACUGGUGGCAUACUUUGCAAGGGUAUAACAUUUAUGCAACUUUUUUUUAGUUUUCAUUUGUAGAGUCUCAGUUAAUGUAAAUGAUGGUAUACUGAUAGUUAAAUAGAUUCCACUUGUGUCAACCUGUUAGUGAUUUCCUUAUAUGCCAUUAUUGGACAUACUCUCCAACCAUGAACAAAUGAUCAAUCAUAAACAAAUGUAAGUAAAUCUGAUAUGACAGUGAGCAUCAAUGAGAUACGAGGAAGAGAAAUUUUACUAUAAAUUGUAAGGGAUUAAUUACAAAAUCAUAUUAAACUAGCUGAUACUUGUUAUUUGCUACCUACUUUUGGCCAAAUACUUCUCUCCAAAAUGGUCCUACUCACACUCUCCAUCUAUUGGUUCUUCAAUUCUACAAUUGGAUACUAAAUAGUUCUUAUUAUUUAAAAUAUUCCCUUUCAACUAGUUUAUAUAUUGGGGUAGGAAAAAUCGCUUUGUUAUUAAGGUGUCUAUAAUAGAGGUAAUAUUUUCUAUUUAAAAUAAAAAUAAGGUUGUAUUUUAUGCUAUUAAACAUUUGUAUUUCACCAGUAUUAAAACUUAUUGGGUCCAAUCAAGGGUGACAAUAUCAAUUAUGGAAAAUUUUGAACAUGAAAAGUGCUUAUUUGUUCUAAUUACAUGUUAAGUAAAAACAGUUUAAAGUUUAAUUUUUUUUAGUCUACAAGUGGGACAAUUGAUGAUUAGUGUAUCAGUUAGUGAGCUAGGGCUUUGGCUUUUAUCUAUAUUGUUAUAACUGUGGUGGUGACAUGGUAGGAGUAAUCAGCCAACACAAACCACACAGGCCAGCAUACAUGAGUGGUUAAUCAUGAUGACAGGGAACUCUUAGAAAAGUUCUGUAAUCUGGAGACUCCAUGUGUAAAUCACUCGUGAUAAGGUCAUGUGAUCAUCUAGAAAGAACUGGAAACAUGUAAUGACAUUUCUGUCACAUUUGGGAAAGCCUUUGGGAACUCUAUAUAAAGAGUAAUGGUGUCAGUACAAUUCAAAGAACUGGCGACAUGUAUGUGGUGUUUCUGUCACGUUUGAGUGAGAAGAGUGAGAGUGUCAGGACAGUUCAAGUCCACUGUAAAGUCGGUCAGGUACUUUGAAUCCAGAGUAAAAUCUGUCGGGUACUGUAGAAUCCAGGAGGAGACAAAGAGGCCAGUAGAGUUUGGUACAGUAGUACAGUUUUCUGUGAAGCCUGAAGCAUUUAUAUUGUCACUGUUUUGUGUUCUCAAUUGUACAUUAUUGGCUGUUUAUUUAUUAGACUCGUUAAAGAAUUAUGUUCUGGAACCCAAGUUGUUCUUGAGUUGGUUGUGUUGUGCAGUGUUUGCAGAGUUUAAUAAGCAUAGCAAUAUAUAUGUAACAGUAAACAUUAGUUAAUAAGUUUAGAGCUCAACAUUUGUCUAGUGAGUACUCAGCAUGUUUUCUUGUGAGCUAGACUUGGUCCUUAUUAUUUUUAGCAAUGCUUAUGCUUCAAAAUAAAGUUGACUCAAAUGUUUUUAGAUUCAAUAUUCCCUGGUGAUAGGACCUAUGCAACUUAAGUCAAGACAAUAGUCAUACUUAUGAAGAUGCUACAGCCUUGUUAAUAACAAUAGUAAUGUGUCACUGACCACUUGGACUUAUCAGUCAUAGUUUACUGUAUUAACACUUACUUAUCUGUAGCUGCUUUUAUCUUGGACAAAUUUGACUCUGCUUAUUGGGUCUGUUUCUAGAUUCCAUAAAUUGCUUGAUUGUUGUGAUUAUUUUUUAAAAAAUCUUUGUUAUUAUUCAAAGUUUUUAAGUUACUGAAAUUGUCUUUCCUAGAUGUGUGCAUUGUGUUGUAUCUACUCGAGCUUUGUGGUCAUUUUCUGGUUAAUUUUAAUGUUCAGUAACUCUUAUAGCUAAUUUUUUAUGCAGAUAUUUAUGUAUUAAAUUCUAAAAUUGUAACUAACUUUUUAAACUAAGACUGUUUGUGAAUUAUAUGAGUUCUGAAAAAUACGAACAGGCUUAUUAUUAUUAAAAAUGAUUGUAAGUAAGAAAAUUUUUUUUAACAGCAAUUGUAUGUAGGUAUACAUUUUUUUGGUUAAAAAGAAUUGCUUUUUUUUUUUAAAUUCUCAAUAUUUAAAAAAACUUUGACUAGCCUUACUACUUGAAGCUAAGCUGCAGUCAUGGAGGCCUCAUUUGAAUGACAUCUAUCUAAAUAUAUGUUGCUUUCAAUAGUUUAUGCUUGAAAAUUAAGGCAUUUUGUCAUUUGUUUCUGAUAAUCAUUAUUGUACAACUGCGUUUAAAGGCUCAUGGGAUUUUGUAUGGCUACUGUUUUUCACACCAUCUAGAUCUAAGCAUACAAGUGAGUCAUAAAUUGUCACAAGGCUUAGCUUGUUCAUUUAUGUCUUUCCAAAUUUCUGUUCUUACGUUUUUAAGUGUAAUACUUUUGUAUUAUAAAAGCACACAGAAAUUGUUACAAAAAUGUAGUGCAAUAUUUUUUUUUCAUUUCCAUUUUUAUACAUUUCUUUGCACUUAAAAAUUAUGCUCACAAUUCUUCAAAUACUUUUUAUUACUAAACGUCUUUUAAGGCCAGUUGGUUCUAGUUAUUUAGUUAAAGUUGGCCUUAGACCAUGAGCAGACAAAGAUGCUGUGUCAUAACAUUCUUAACCAGUCAGGUAGUAAGGUCACAUACAAAGUAUCAGAUACUAAGUUAUCUUUCUUUGUUAGCAUCAACAUUGUUUAAUAAAUGGGUAGGUUUGAGUGUGGUUAAUAAAUAGAUGUUUAGUUGUGAUGCAUCAAAGGAGAAUGGGUGUGGAGAUAUGGAUCCAUUCAUUAUUUUAUGAGUAUCAGACAAGGCUAUUGAAAUAGCUGUAUGUAGAUCUAAAGGUCUUUGAUUUGUAGUUCAAAUUCAUUCUUUAAGUUUUAGGAAAGGAGACUUGAAAGAAACAUUAUAUUCUAUGUAUUAUAGCAUAGGAUGUGUUGUUUGUUGAAGAGAAGCUGUUGUUUUUUUUUCCUUUCAUUAUUCCUGCAUUUGGACUUUACUAGUGUAGCAGUAGGCUUCCUUCAUUCUUGAUUUAUUAUUUAAUGCCAUUUCAAUUGGAACUUUCAAUGUUUAAAUGAGACAUGAUUAUCUUCUGUAUUUUCUUGAAAUAUUUUUAUGAAAACAAAUACAUUUUUUUUUUCUAGACUAUAA
Messenger RNA from Biomphalaria glabrata, 6201 nucleotides. Its product is annotated as oxidoreductase HTATIP2-like. Gene Ontology annotation, biological process: import into nucleus. Bases 130 to 1026 code for a protein of 298 amino acids. The transcript has 6 exons. Gene Ontology annotation, cellular component: cytoplasm. Lineage: Eukaryota; Metazoa; Mollusca; Gastropoda; Planorbidae. The record is from RefSeq and is a predicted model, not a curated record.